This is a messenger RNA of Fusarium sp. VM40, 234 nucleotides long. Lineage: Eukaryota; Fungi; Ascomycota; Sordariomycetes; Hypocreales; Nectriaceae. The record is from the annotation of a GenBank genome assembly.
AUGGAGUCUCCUACUGUUCCCGCCCCAGUUUCCGUUGCUGUUCCUGCGUCUCCCGUUGAGGAAAAGCAGGAAUACUUCCCUAUCACCACUUCUGCUGGCGAGGCCCAUGACCCUCUUGAGUGCCGCGGCACCAAGCCUCGCUGUGCUUGCACUGGCUGCACCGGCUGCACUGGCAAAAUCUACUGUAUCUCUUCUCAGCAGUGCUACGAAUGCUAUAGCAACUGCCUCGUCUAA